Messenger RNA from Aspergillus wentii DTO 134E9, 1128 nucleotides. RefSeq lists its product as uncharacterized. Lineage: Eukaryota; Fungi; Ascomycota; Eurotiomycetes; Eurotiales; Aspergillaceae. The transcript has a single exon. Gene Ontology annotation, molecular function: acyltransferase activity, transferring groups other than amino-acyl groups. The coding region runs from base 1 to 1128 and encodes 375 amino acids. The record is from RefSeq and is a predicted model, not a curated record.
AUGGCAGUCCAGGUCACUACGCUGCAUACACUGCAAUGCGCCAGCAACACAGUAUCUUCCAUUGAAUCGCCAUUCCAUCUUGGUCCACUCGAUCAACUUGUCUAUGCUUUUGUCCCGAUCGAAUGUGUGUUUGUCUACAGAAAGCCUGCAUCCCACGAUGACUUUAUUCCUAUCCGUCGUCUGCAGCAAGCACUCUCCUAUCUCCUCGACUACUAUCCCCAUCUGACAGACCGUCUGCAAUUCAACCCAGACAGCAAAGCCCCUGAGAUCACUCAACUAGGAACAGGCGCAGAACUCCUAGAAGCAAGCUGCACCACCAGGCUGGACGAUAUAACCUCAUCAUCUGGCCGUAUUCUGAUGCACAGUCUGCCUGAUUCGGGCAAUGCUCUGACACCCCCGUUUCAUCCAACUCUCGAAGGUGUCUGUCGUGAUCCCAUCUUUGCUAUCCAGCAUACUCGGUUUGCCUGUGGUGGCGUUGCUCUGGGGAUCCGGCUGCACCAUAUUGUCUGCGAUGCUCACGGAUUCUUUCUGCUGUCUCGCCAUCUGGCUGAGAUAUACAGGGCGUUGCGUGAUUCAUCGUCACCAACUGUGACUUGUCCUCCAGUGAUUCAUUCAUAUCUAUCUGGUCCAAACGCCUUGUCGUCUGAAGAAGAAAAGGAAGCACUCGAAUACCAAGCACGACUGUCCCUCCUUUCCUACCAAGGAAUCCCACCCUCAGAAGCAGCCUCCCAACUAUCCAGCGGUUUCUGGGCUUCAAUCGACGUUCGCGGAUCGUCUCGUCUCGGCCUCCCAGACGAAUACUUUCCUAACGCUGUGUAUCCGCCGUAUGCAUACUCCUCCCACGAACUCCUCGCGGAAAGACCCCUUUGGGAGGUAACACGAUUCCUGCACAAUCUCAUCCGCUCCGUGCGACCAUCAUGCAUCGAGCAAGAGAUGAAAUGGGUCGCAGCACAGCCGGAUAAAAGUCGGAUUCGGGUGAAUUACAGCUUUGCGAAUGGCAGUUUUACAGUCAGCCAGUGGUCGAAACAUGAGAUGUAUGCUGGUGUGGAUUAUGAGGUUGAUGGUGAGCCUGGUCAGCCUGUCUGUCCUAUUCUUGUUUCGCCGCCAUUCACGCAUGAUGUCGACUGA